AUGGCCAAUGUACAUACAUUACAGGAUAUCAACUCAAAAGGGUAUCGGCUUGGGAGCAUGCGCGAAAAAGAGCUUGAAGAAAAAUUAAAUUUUGCAAUCAAUUCUAUAGAUGAAACAAAUGAUCUUAGCAAAAAAUUGCUAGAUAAAUAUUCCGAUCAAGAGAAAAGCUUCAACCGGGAAAGAAAGGCUUGGUCUCUAGAAAGAAAAGAUUUAAAUCGUGAAUUAAUACAAAAUAAUAAUGAACUCCAGAACUUACGUACCCAGGCUUUGGAAUUCGCCAAUAUCGAUAAGAAUACUCAGAAGGAUAGUUAUCUUGCGGAUUCUAAAGCCGAAAUUAUUGCAAAGACGAAUGAAAUAAUAUUGCUUCAGGGGGGAAUAAAGUCAUUGAACG
This is a messenger RNA of Entrophospora candida, 391 nucleotides long. NCBI's taxonomy places the organism in Eukaryota, Fungi, Glomeromycota, Glomeromycetes, Entrophosporales, Entrophosporaceae. The record is from the annotation of a GenBank genome assembly.